This is a messenger RNA of Salvelinus fontinalis (brook trout), 534 nucleotides long. Its product is annotated as interferon alpha-G-like. NCBI's taxonomy places the organism in Eukaryota, Metazoa, Chordata, Actinopteri, Salmoniformes, Salmonidae. Gene Ontology annotation, biological process: defense response. Gene Ontology annotation, cellular component: extracellular region. Gene Ontology annotation, molecular function: cytokine receptor binding. The record is from RefSeq and is a predicted model, not a curated record. The coding region runs from base 1 to 534 and encodes 177 amino acids. The transcript is spliced from 5 exons.
AUGGCAACUCUUAACAUGUCCUUUGUGAUACAUCUUCUGUGUAUAAUUGUUUUUUACCCGGUUGUGUAUGCUAAAUGCAGUGACCAAAAAGUGCAAAUAUAUUAUCUUUCUCAAACGCGCCAGACCCUCAAUGAUCUUGCCGAGGAGAGGUUACCAAGAGGCUGUAUCCCAGAGGCGGAAAGGUUAAGGGUCCAACGUCCAACGCUUUCAAUAGAGGAGGGGGAAAAGUUUUGGACACUGAGACUUGCGUUUCAACUAGCCAGCGAGCUCUUCCAACAAAACCUAACUCUUGUGAAAUGGAAUUCCAUCAAACUCAAGGACCUCCAAGACCUUCUUGAUCGACAAAAUAGGACCUAUUCGAAAUGUGUGAGAGACAUGAGUGUGCAUCUAAACCUUCCAAUUAAGAACUACUUCAAAGAGCUGGAUGACUUUCUUUUACAUGAGCGUUUCAGCGCGUGCUCAUGGGAGGUCGUGAGAGCUGAAAUGGGGAGCAUCAUUUCACAAGUAAUCAAAAAUGCCAAGAAACACGUGUGA